AGUAGCCUCAGAAACCUCAAGCCACAAUACCACCAAGUUUCUCACAUGGGAAGCCUUCAGCCCAACAUUGCUAUGUACACCCCUAAUGGGAACCACAGUGGACCAAAUGAUCAUUGAGAUGCACAAGGCUAAGGAAAUUGGUUCUGAUGUUGUGGAAAUCAGGCUUGAUUAUUUGAGAAACAUUAACCCAAGUUCAGAUCUUGAAUUACUUAUCAAGCAGAGUCCUCUGCCUACUCUUGUCACUUACAGACCUCAUUUGAAAGAGGAUGCAAUGAAGUUGGCAUUCCAAUGGAAAGCAAGAAUGAGAAUUCCUGAAAAUUCCUGGGAGAUUUGGGGAUUUUUGCACUUUAUAGCUGCAUAUGAGUUGGUUUAUACUCUACAUGUUGAUGAGACUGUAAAGCUUCAUGGGAUGAUUUCUCAGAAUAAAGAGGCUUCUUAGAAUUCUGCCAGACACUUCCGUAUGCAGAUAAGAUCCCUGGUAAGUUCUUGAUAUCGUCUUUCAUAGUGCGCUAUGUCA
Molecule: messenger RNA, 517 nt
Organism: Fragaria vesca subsp. vesca
Lineage: Eukaryota; Viridiplantae; Streptophyta; Magnoliopsida; Rosales; Rosaceae
Product: bifunctional 3-dehydroquinate dehydratase/shikimate dehydrogenase, chloroplastic-like
Exons: 3
Coding region: 86-439 (117 amino acids)
Molecular function (GO): 3-dehydroquinate dehydratase activity
Source: RefSeq, a predicted model, not a curated record